GUUCACUAGCUUAGUAGCCUUGGGCCUAGAUCUCUAUAAUUACAUUUCAAAGUUGGCAACACGGAUUCUGAAGACCCAGCUGCAAACGUGGCUGGGCAACAUGGCUUGCACACAGAAGGGCAAACUGGACUCCAUCGAGACCAUCGUAAGUCAAAAGAAGGGGCAAGUCGGAGGAAAGCUGCGGGAGAAGUUCAAGGUCCCGGAACGCCGCAGCUUCAGAACGAGAACUCGUGAGUUUUGCUGGGCAGAUUUGGUCUCCGGUUUUCAUGAAGCCUGCACAGACUACAAGCGAGACCGAGUAGGCCCUCACGAGGUGCCAGUGGAAAUUACUCUCGGUCGCGCCCUGGCGUUGGAUGACCCAAUUGGCCAGGUCUAUGGAGGUGAAGCUCACCACUUUCCGCUGAAACAUCCAAACUACGCCUUCAUCGGUGCUCGCCAUCAACUUCGACGAGUACACCUUGCACUCUAUAAGAAGUACAAGUACCUUGAUUAUGACAAGGAUCUGACCAUCUUCUCUUCAAAUUUGUUGGCCAUGACGGAGUCAGAGAUGAAGACCUAUGCAUUGCUGAUCCGCAUGUUAGAGAAGUUCUAUUGGAAGCGCUUGCUGCGGCCCGAGGUUGACGACGAAACUCAUGGGCAGCAACGCAGUCAGGAGCAGGCCCGUCAGGUGCUGAGGAGCUACCGGCAUUUUUGCCCAGUCACCUUUGCCGCCCUGAGACAACGAGGCUUUGAGGAAAGUCUCGUGAAGAUCGUAGAUCAGUGGUUGCGGAGUUUCUUCUGCUUUGGUUGGGAUCCCCGGCCGCAGCACAUGGGAAACUUUCAGAGACUCAUUAAGGUGCUGUUCAAGGUGAAAGUGGACGAGAGUGACCCUUUUCGAGAUUUGCGGCGGAUUUGCGUGUGCUUGCUGAUGCAAAACUCGGACAAGCUCUUGGAGGCCUGCGAUCAACGAGCAAACACCAGGGACUUGGAGGCAAUCGCCAAGCGAAUAGUGCUGGGCCGCAGCUUUUUCCAGGUGUUGGCGGAGAUGAACUGCAGUGACAUGGGGUUAGACUUGGUGGCCUUCCUGCCCCUGGGGGUCGUCGGUGGCUGGUGCAGCAUGCUCGAGCUUGACAGCGUGCUGCCAGGCUCGGGCCUUGUGAUCCCGGCGGCCUGCGCUUGCAUGGGCCUGGCGGCUGUCUACAAGGAGGGCUUGGGCACGCUUGUGUCCAAGUUCUGCAAGCCUCCAAAAGAUGUCAUCAGGGGACCAUUCUUCGUGGAAGAACCCGAAGAAAAGGAUGACGAGGAUGAGGCUGAUGAGAGCCUGGAGGUGAACCUGGACGAGGAAAUCACCUUUGAAUUCCUCUUGGGCUACGGGCAGUGGCAGACCGGCUUGAGGCUCACCUACGACGCUGUGAUCUCAAUGGAAAUGAACCCACCUCCUGCGCUCACCUCCUUCGCCGUGAUGCAGCAAGCCAAUUCUUACAAGUACCGACACUUCCAGAAACAAGGGGAAGUUGGUCAACAGUUUUGGGGAGGCGGAGGUUGGAACUCCAAGCAACAAGGGUGGAAUACGCAGAACUAUUAUUGACAACUGCUGAGCGAGAUUAGCGGACCGUUUUUAGGCGCACUCCCAGGAGGUCUGACAGCGGGCUGAAGAUUGAAGCCUGCCGACUCUCUCGACUUGGACGUAUAUAUGGAACGCAGAACUUGAGUGUCAUUGGUGUACCAUUUUUAGGCGUACUCCCAGGACCUCCUGCGCUUGCGGAAAGACUUUCUGG
Molecule: messenger RNA, 1757 nt
Organism: Durusdinium trenchii
Lineage: Eukaryota; Dinophyceae; Suessiales; Symbiodiniaceae
Source: the annotation of a GenBank genome assembly